AUGAUAUCCGACUGUUGUAUCGUGAAGAUUUGUAUGCUAUACGUUCUAUCGACAACUUUUACGGUUUACGGGGUAGAAGAAACGUCAGAUGGUCCUACACAGAAACCGAUUCAAUCGAGACCGGUGAAUGUUUUUAUAAUUAAUGGUUGGAAGAAUGAAGCGGCGAAUGUAAGCGUGACCAGCGCUUUGAAGACUCUGGGAGAAAAGUAUCCGGGUCACCUGGGCAAUGUGUGGUCCGUACAAAUCAACGAGAGCGAUUCCGCUGACAGUCUCGAGACUAUAUGCAACGUAUGGAGCUCAGCUAUCAGUAAAGGCGGCGCGACUGUCCCGGAUCUGAUUCUAGAUAUGACGAUGGCCGACCUGGGUGCCGAAGCUUCGAGUUCGUUCACCGCGGCCAUGGGGGUUCCGACUUUAUCCGCCCAAUUUGGCCAGGAAGGCGAUAUUCGCUACUGGAGAGAGCUGGACCUUGAUCAAAAAAACUAUUUGAUCCAGGUAAUGUCACCGAAUGAUCUUGUGCCUGAAGCAAUCCGUCAAUUGGCGAUUCAGAUGAACAUCACCAAUGCCGGCAUCCUCUACGACAAAAAGGAUUUCAUUAUGAUCCACAAGUAUAAAAGUUUACUGCUGAACGUGCCGACCAGACACGUCAUCAACGGUUUGCAGAAUGCAAACGAUUACGUAAAGGAGCAAUUGUCAAAAUUACGAGACUUGGACGUAGUAAACUAUUUCCUACUCGGCGACGAAAGUUCUACCAAUAUGCUAUUGAAUGCUGGGAACUCAUUGAGCUUCACCGGACGAAAGUACGGUUGGUUCGUUUUGACUCUGGACGAAGAAAUGUGGCCGAGCUGCGCGUGUGAGAACAUCACCAUAUUGUUGCUAAAACCGGAAAUGCCGACGGUGAGCGAUGAAAAUCAAGCAGAAUCUGUUAUAAAGGCGAAAUUACCGAAACCGCUCAUCACAUCCGCCUUUUAUUACGAUUUAACUCUGUUGGGUGUCAGCGCGAUGAAGUCCGCUUUGGACACUGGCGAGUGGCCCUUGGAACCUCAUCACAUCGACUGCAAUAGCUACGAUGAGACAAACACACCGACGAGAGGUCUGAAUUUCCUAGCUAAACUGAUGGCAGUCUCAAAGAACAUGACGCCGACAUACGCCGGUAUUAGUUGGGGCAAGAAAAAUGGAGAACAUCAUGCGGACUUUAAGAUGAUUAUAUAUAUGAUAAACAUUGAACGAGAAAAGAUUACGUUAAAAGAGGAGGGCGGAGAUUGGCAGGCGGGUAUCGAGAUGCCCUUGCAGGUCACCAGUGAUAAGAUCAUGAAUAACACCGCAGUGACGAGUUAUAGGAUUGUUGCCGUGCAACAUCCACCCUUCAUGAUGUAUAAUAAUGAAACCGAUAAAUGGUACGGCUUCUGCAUGGACCUGCUAGACGCGAUUCGUGAGAGCGUGCCGUUCGAGUACGAGAUACAUGAGGUAGAGGACGGCGAGUACGGCUCGUUGAAAGAGAAUGGUAGCUGGAACGGAAUGAUGAAGGAACUGAUAGACAAACGCGCCGACAUCGCCCUGAGCUCGCUCUGGGUCAUGGCAGAACGAGAAAAAGUCGUGGAUUUCACGGUACCCUUUUACGAUUUGGUCGGCCUGACGAUUAUGAUGCAGAAAACGAAGACGUCGACGUCGCUCUUCAAGUUCCUCACAGUGCUGGAGAACGAUGUCUGGUUCUGCAUACUGGCGGCUUAUUUCUUCACUAGCUUCCUCAUGUGGCUGUUCGACCGUUGGUCGCCGUAUAGCUAUCAAAAUAACCGUGACAAGUAUAAAGACGACGACGAGAAAAGGGAGUUUAAUCUCAGGGAGUGCUUCUGGUUUUGUAUGACCUCCUUGACUCCCCAGGGUGGCGGAGAGGCGCCGAAAAAUUUAUCUGGAAGAUUGGUGGCGGCUACAUGGUGGCUCUUCGGGUUCAUCAUCAUCGCAUCCUACACGGCUAACUUGGCGGCUUUCCUUACAGUAUCCAGGUUGGAGAUACCCAUCGAGAAUUUGGAUGACCUAAGCAAACAGUAUAAAAUACAGUAUGCUCCUAUCAUAAAUUCACCGGCGUACUCUUACUUCCACAGGAUGGCGGACAUCGAGUUGCGUUUUUACGAAAUUUGGAAAGAUAUGAGCCUAAACGAUAGCUUGUCAGAUGUAGAAAGAGCGAAACUAGCUGUCUGGGAUUAUCCUGUUAGUGACAAAUAUACAAAAAUGUUCCAAGCUAUGAAAGAGACUGGUUUUCCGGCCGAUAUCGAUGAAGCAUUAAGACGAAUUCGACAGGAGGGUCAGUACCAGAAUAACGAAUUCGCUUUUAUCGAAGACGCUUCGACCAUCAAGUACCUUGUCAUGACAAAUUGCGAUUUGACCCAAAUCGGAGAGGAAUUUUCAAGGAAACCGUACGCUAUCGCUGUCCAACAAGGAUCACCGUUAAAGGAUCAAUUUAACAACGCGAUUCUCAUACUGUUGAACAAGAGGAGAUUGGAGAAGUUGAAGGACAGAUGGUGGAAGUACAACCCCGUCAAAAAGAAUUGUGACCUAAAAAAUGAUCAAAGCGACGGUAUCAGUAUUCACAAUAUUGGUGGAGUGUUUCUCGUAAUCUUCGUGGGUAUCAUCUUCGCUUGUCUCACGUUAGCCUUCGAGUAUUGGUAUUAUCGGCACCAUACAAAAGUUAGCGAGUUACAUCAAGCUACUCCUCCAAAAACGAAAAUGACAAUGAAGCCGAUUCGAUUUAAUUUGCAUCCUGCUCCUACACAUGGGUUUCAAACAAUCUCGCAAUUUAGAUCGAGAUUUUAAGUUCUAAUUGUCAGGAAGGAUUCGUUUGUAGAAUAUAGAGAAUAAGUAUAAAGCUGUCGCACAAAGGAAUAAAAGCGAUUCUA
Cyphomyrmex costatus is the source of this 2891-nucleotide messenger RNA. RefSeq names its product ionotropic receptor 25a (gene Ir25a). NCBI's taxonomy places the organism in Eukaryota, Metazoa, Arthropoda, Insecta, Hymenoptera, Formicidae. The transcript is spliced from 6 exons. Gene Ontology annotation, biological process: monoatomic ion transport. The record is from RefSeq and is a predicted model, not a curated record. The coding region runs from base 1 to 2808 and encodes 935 amino acids. Gene Ontology annotation, molecular function: ligand-gated monoatomic ion channel activity; signaling receptor activity. Gene Ontology annotation, cellular component: membrane.